Athalia rosae (coleseed sawfly) is the source of this 1782-nucleotide messenger RNA. RefSeq names its product retinol-binding protein pinta-like. The transcript is spliced from 8 exons. NCBI's taxonomy places the organism in Eukaryota, Metazoa, Arthropoda, Insecta, Hymenoptera, Athaliidae. Gene Ontology annotation, molecular function: phosphatidylinositol bisphosphate binding. The record is from RefSeq and is a predicted model, not a curated record. Bases 163 to 1089 code for a protein of 308 amino acids. Gene Ontology annotation, cellular component: membrane.
AUUUUAAUCUGAUCGGACACAAUCAGCAAACUCGACUGAUAGGUGGCAAGUAUCUCUAAUAGAAAUUAUCGAACAGGUUGGACGUCCGCAUACUACACAUCUGAACUUCCAAGUACUCGAUACAUCGUCAGAUUAACAAAUCUUAUCCCGCAGGCCAACGUCAUGAACGUCAGGGAGUUAAUACCAGUGUUGAAAAAAUACGCUAAAAAAGAACUUGGCGAGGAUGAAGGCAAGCUUGAAGAGCACAUUCAAGUCAUAAAGGAAUGGUUGGGAAAACAACCGCACAUCAACGCGAAUUUGGACCCACAAUGCCUUGCGGCAUUUUUGAGGGGCUGCAAGCACAGCAUUGAAAGAACAAAGGAGAAACUGGACACGUAUUACACCUUGAAGACUCAUCUACCAGAGAUUUUCGGCAAUAGGGAUCCCCACAUACCAAAGAUAAAAGAUCUUUUGGAUCAGGGGAUUUACCUGCCCCUCCCUGUUACUCGUAAGCCUGAUAGCCCGAGAAUCGUUGUGAUUCGUGGAGGAAUUUAUGACCCUAGUAAAUUCAACUUCUUGGACGUCUCGCGCGUUAUCUUCAUGAUCAUGGACAUUCUGCUGGUUGAAGAUGACCAUGCGGCCGUCGCAGGAAUAGAGACAAUUCUAGACCUUACCGGAAGUGUUUUCGAGCAUGUAUCUCAGUUCACACCUACCACCGUCAAAAAAGCUGUCAUGUGCUUCCAGGACGCUUAUCCCUUGAGACCAAAGAGUAUGCACUUCAUAAACAUCCCUCCAAGUUUCGACCUGGUUUACAACAUAUUCAAACUUUUCAUGAAAGAGAAGCUGAGGAACAGAAUCACCGUCUAUUCGGACAUCAAGGAGCUGUAUAAAAAAGUACCUAAGGAUGUUUUGCCCUCCGAUUUGGGUGGUGCUGGACCCUCGUAUGAAAAAUUAGCAGGCGAAUGGAAGCAGAAGGUGCUGGAUCGACGCGAUUGGUUCAUUGAGGGCGCAGCUUUCUGUGUCGAUGAAUCAAAAAGAGUCGGAAAAAAGGUCACCGGUGCUGAUCUCUUCGGGGUUGACGGAAGCUUCAAACAAUUGUCCAUCGACUAGCCAAUUAAAUUGAUUCGUCGAAGAUGUACAUAAUGAUUCGAUCGUUGAAAAAAAAAAUACCAAAAGCACCAUAAAUUCUAUAUUAUCCAUGGAAAGAAGGAAAGAAAGAAGGAAAAAAAUCUACCUACAUGUGGUGAUCACCAUGCAAGGUGAAUCGAGGAAAUUCGAGAAACGUAUAUACAUAAAUAUAUGUCGUAAAUAAGGGGUACAUCGUUCCGGUGGCUAGGAGUCAUUUUAGAAUUGCGAUUGUUUCGUCUCCCGCAGGAUAAAGUGAUUCGACCCUUUAUACGGCAACGCGGUAUCAAGCAGUGUGACACGUGGUAUGAAUGACCUUUUUCUUUCUUCAGGAGAAACUGCAGCCAUUCUUACCGUGUAUUCUUUCUUAUACAUAUAUAUAUACCAAAGUAUAAUCUUGAAGUCUCGGAAACAUCAGCUGUGUUGGCUUUUCCCGUCUCCAAAAGUCGUUCCACGUUAACGUUUCCGAUAUUGCGAUCGCUGAACUGCCCAUCUCGCUUCUAUUUCGGUCGCAGAUAGAUCUUAUAUUUCGAAUAGUGUAUAACGUUAUCUUAUAACGACAUAGAUGUCGAUGGGAAUAUCAAUAGAUAACAUUCAAAAUGGCUGAGAAACAAAUGUAUUGACAUUUGUUACAUUUUUUCCAAUAAUAAAAUGAAAUAAAAUAAAACAAAUAAAUUA